Molecule: messenger RNA, 285 nt
Organism: Rotaria sp. Silwood2
Lineage: Eukaryota; Metazoa; Rotifera; Eurotatoria; Philodinida; Philodinidae
Source: the annotation of a GenBank genome assembly
AUGGAAGAGUAUAAAGAAGAAAUUAAUUUAUUUAAAGAAACAAUCAAAAAUGAAAAAGAUCCAACAAAUUAUAAAGAUGUCGUUAAAACUGAUGAGAUAUUUACUUUAGUUGGAACUCUUUAUCGAUUACCUAUUUAUGGAAAUUUCAUUCGUACACAAGUUAACGGACUACAAAUCAGUCAAGAUAACAUAUCAUCAAAACGAGAAGUUUAUGUUGAACUGUCAGCAAAAGCUAAUACAUCCAAAAUUAUGCAUCAAUUCAGAAAUCAUAUUUCUUUAAAAUAG